Messenger RNA from Galleria mellonella (greater wax moth), 16265 nucleotides. RefSeq names its product protein bric-a-brac 1-like. Bases 433 to 1599 code for a protein of 388 amino acids. Gene Ontology annotation, biological process: regulation of transcription by RNA polymerase II. NCBI's taxonomy places the organism in Eukaryota, Metazoa, Arthropoda, Insecta, Lepidoptera, Pyralidae. The record is from RefSeq and is a predicted model, not a curated record. The transcript has 8 exons. Gene Ontology annotation, cellular component: nucleus. Gene Ontology annotation, molecular function: protein binding.
UAAAAAUAUAAAUAAUGGUUAAUUGAAGAAUUCGACAAAUAAGCGCUUGGUUGCUUGCUUUGUAUCAAUUUGAUUCUGACAUGUACCAUGUAAACCAUGUUUGUUGGACAAUGAACGGUGCAUUGUGAACGAGACAAGCGACAUUUUGUUAUUUUUUUCAUGUAUUGCCAUGCCAGUCAACAUUAUUUGUAUUGCAUUGUAAUUAAUUGUGUAUAGUUCUGUAGUAAAUUAUAUGUGAUGCUGUUAACAUGAAUAUUUAGAGUCGAAAGUGUCUCGCGUCUAAUACGUUUACGUGGGCAACGGCAACGCGUUUCAUUUUCAGGCAGUGCGAUGUUUCAUUGUGUGGACGCGUAGUUGAUCUGAAACUUGUGUACAGUUAGUCGCGCUGUGGGACGGGCGUCGGCGUCUCGAUUAUCGCGGUAUCGGGCUGAAAUGGCGAUGCCCGAGCAAUUCUCUUUACGAUGGAACGAUUUCCACGCGAAUCUAUCUCAGUCGUUCCACGCGUUGCUGGAAGGCGAGGACUUGGUGGACGUGACACUGGCAGCGGGCGGGCAGUAUGUGCAUGCUCACAAGCUCAUACUGUCCGUGUGCAGUCCCUAUUUCAAGGAGCUUUUCAAGAUGAAUCCCUGCGAGCAUCCGAUCGUGAUCCUGAAGGAUGUGCCGCAUCAAGAGCUGCGGCAGCUGCUGCAGUUCAUGUACAGGGGUGAGGUACACGUCCGCCAGCAGGAGCUCUCGGGGUUCUUGCACACAGCUGAGCUGCUACAAGUGAAGGGGCUCACGAGCGGCCGAGAGCGCAGUGAAUCCCCGCCACCAGUGGAAGAAACGCCGAAACCCAAGGUCCACCAUUCAGAGACCGACAGCCAACCGGAGUGGGUGCCGGGGGGCGAGGACACAAUAGCUACAGAAGCACCGCCCGAGCCCGAGGUCAAAGAUGAAACCGCCAGAAGUCCACUCAAACGAUUGCUCAAAAACAGUAAAAACAGCUACAGCAUGAAGAAGAAACCGCGACCCGUGAACAGCAGUCCCACGCAUCCCGAGAACGCUGAGUAUGCAUAUGACGGUGAACCGUUGAUCGACUUCGACACCAUGGAUCCGUUUCCGAGUGUGAUGAUUUUACCAGAGUCUGCAAAGGAGUCCACUGGCUGGAACUGCAAAACUGGGGGUGUGAAGUGUCCCUCGUGCCACAGGUUCUUCGCGAACAGGUACAACUUGAAGGUGCACAUACGAGACAAGCACGAUACCAGGGAGGGCACGCUCCAGUGCGACAUCUGCCAGAAGCGCAUGCGCAACCCGUCCUGUUUACGCGUCCAUAUGUACCACCACCGCAAGCAGGCGGCGUACCUCGCCCAGCUGAGCAGCCAGGGUGAUCAAAUGCAGCACGUCGUGCAAAACAUGCUUGGCAGUAAAUGGCGCAAUGAGGCCGCACUCGGCGACUACAGGGAUGACAACUUCCAAUCACCGGCUCAAGAUUCGAAGUCUCCAGAUAAGUAUCAAGCAGCCACCGAGAAGUACCAAGCCACCCCCGAGAAGUUCUCGGCCACACCGGAGAAGUAUCAGACGGAGCCAGCCACCCCUAAGCCGGAGACGGAAGCAGUAUGAUGGGGGCACAGCUCCAGCCGAGAGUACGUCGACCCGUAUCAGCUGUUCUACUCAUUCACACAGCAGUGCUUCUGGAACAAGUAUGUGUUUAAUCCCAGUUACUCCCCCAACACGAAGUACCCCGUCCACCCGUCGCCUCUGCUGCCAUCAAAUGCCACGUGGAGGAAAUAGGACUAUUUCUGACCCUUUUCGAUCUGUUUCUCAAAUACUGUUUGUUAUAUCCAAAUGAUUGGUCACAAUUUUAAUAUUACUGUUGCCAUGUUGUUAUUUGAGUAUAACUCGCUGUUGCCAUGACCAUUUUUAUUAAAUUACUUUUUAUGGCUAUUAAAAAAAAUAUGCUAUAAAAGGUAAUCUUCACGUUAUCUCAACUUUUCUCCUCUCAUAUCUUUGUCACUGUCUAAUUAUCGCGAUUUAUUUAAGAUUAUAUGGCAACACUGUAUGUACUUAUCCAAGGGGGUCAGGAAUGUUUAAUACAGUCAAUAAAUUUAUUAUCACAGAACAUAGAUAGGAUAUAUAGUAAAUUAUAAUUCGAAUAUGUAAAAUUAAAUUCUGCAUACAAAUAUGUAAAUUAUGAUAACGAAGAAAAAUUAAACUGUUAUAAUGUGACAGCCUUUUAAACGCCAUGCUUUGUCUACACGGACACCAUGGAUACUUGUAACGCCAAAUAUUUUUUUUUUUCUAUGGAAGAUAAUUGUAUAUAUAAAGAUUUGUCUCCGUCACUGAGAAGAAGUGGAUAUUUUUUUUUUGUUUAAUUUAUUUAUUUUAUUGCGAGUACUCACUGUGACUAUUUGCUUGUUUAUUACUAACGUGUUACACGUGUAAAGCCGCAGUUAAAAAACUCGAGGUAUUUUUCAGGUACAGGAUUUUUUUUCGUUGAUUCUCUUGUAAUCUUGUAUCGUGAAUGAUGUUAAUAAAAUGGUCACGACCAUUCUAAAUGGGGACGAUAUGCGAUCGCCCCUUAAACACAUGGCGUUUAACAGGUUGUUGCAGGAAAGUUGCACUGUUGUGUUGAUUAUAUACAUUCCACCACAUAAAUUCCAAAGACUGAAGCAUAAAAUAGACGUGUAUAUGCGUAUUCGUUCGCAAAACGACUUAAGGUGAUGUUUCGACACGUGCGAUUUGCGAUAAAAAUGUUUCUAAUUUUAUUAUACACGUAAAACAGUGUUAUAUUAUGAAGCCUGGCUUUAUAACACGUAUAGAAUACGCUAUAUUUUCAUUCAAUGUAAUAUAAUCCAAUGCUCGAACCAAAUAACUUUGUGACUUUGCCGUGAAGUAUUAAAUAAGGGAUAUUGAAGUGUUUAUGGCAUCAGCGUUGUCUUACAAUUGAUUUAUGAAUCGAUUUCACGAGCGUAACAUGUAGAAAUCGUUGUAAUAAAACAAUAAAUAAUAUUUCGGUUGCUGUGUUCAGUAAUCGAUUAUGUAUAUUUAUUAUGCAAUAAGUACUUCAUUAUUUCGAGAAAAAAAAAACGUUGAGUUAUCGCAAGUCGCUAUUAUCGAAAACUCACCUUAACAUACAGGGUGUGUUUAUGAAAAUCGUACUUAGAGUAAAAAAAAAAGCAAAUAAGAGAAAAGCUAGAAUUGUUUAUAUACAUCGAAGUGGACGAUUUUGGUUCACGAUUCCGCGUUGAAUUUAUUUUUUGAUACUUUAUAACGUUUUUUCUUUAAGGUAUUUUUGUAGACAUAAAUUUAACAAAACGACUGAACGUGUUUGAAACAAUUACUGAGAAUUGUGACGGUGUGACCUGAAUGAUUACAGUGAAAGUGCCACGUAUCACUUGUUUGUUGUCACGUGGAUAAGCCAUUUGGCCGACGGUCUACCUAAAAGGAGAUCGGACCUUUUAUUUUUGUACAAUUUAAAUAUAGAUUAAAUUCGAAUUUACGUAUUAGUAUUCGUAGAAGUGAACAUAGUUGCAUUUUUUUAUAUAUAUAUAUAUUGUUCAAAUUUGUAUUGCGGUAGCUGCCAUAGUUGUUGUAGAGUUAAAUUUCAGCACACCCUGUAUUCCAAUAUUCCCGUGCCGCCUCAAUUAGACUUAAAUAAGAAUCUGGUCACAUUCCGUGGCGAAUGAAAAAAAAAAUAUAUAUAUAUGAACAGAAUCAGUACAAUAUGAAUCUAGGCAGCUAGAAGGAGCUAGAAGUAAGUAACGUUGCCAUUCAACAGAUAUGUACAAAGCAAAGAUCCCUCCCCUCCCCUCCCUAAACAUUUUGAUUAUGCUUAAUCAAAAUAAACGGUGCCACGCCACCCCAAAAAGCAUAACCUUACAGUACAAAUAAUUGUAUAUUUUCAUCUACGUAUGCUUUACUUAGUUUUAGUUUAUAUUUAAGUAUAUUGGAUAUAAAGACGGAAUAAUUUACACGUACAAGUUAGUCCGUUAACGAAGUAUAUAUAUUUUUAUGGCUCGUUCACAAGUCGUUGAUACUGGCCGCUAGCGUAGAUAGAAGACUGUUCACAUUAUGGCCGUCCGCUGCGAACAUUUUCUCGUGUGGCAACACUGUAAACUUUAGACGCAUUCCAAAUAUGAUAAUUUGAAUUACCCGAUACACAACAUUGAAGCAUGUCAGGGUUUGUUAAUUUUUUUUUUCAUGUAACGUGUAUUAGGUGUAUUUAUAUACAGCUUUAUGUAACCAAAACGAUUAAUUUUUAUUUUUAUGAAAUAAAUAACAAUUAGAUAUUUUGAAAGGCCCGUCUUUCACAUAAGACGUUAGGCAGUGUAUCAACAACUCGUGCGGCGAGCCCCAAAUCUAUUAUACAAGGGUUGUUUAGGUAUAUUAAGUAAAUUUAUACCUCAAUUAUUAAAAUGACUGUUUAUGUAAGAUAUCGUCCCUUUUGGUUCACCUUUUUUGAAAUUAUUUUAUUGAUAGUUUGUCAUAAUAUUUUCUCUUCUAAGUGUUAAAUUAAAGCUACAAAAACUAAGGUAAAAAUAAUGACCAGUAUGCGGCCGCCGCGCGGCGUGUAACAUGAGACCUAGUUGUCUUAUUGCGUGUAAACAAAACUUAAUAUAUAAUGUAGAGGUGAGCGGCCGUUUCUGGUGCGGUUGAAGCGUUUGAAAGCUUUAAUAAAAACUGUCCCAUCGCUGCAAAGUCGGAACGUAUUUAGUCAUUAGCUCUCUUAAUAACUUGGUGAACCUACGGACAUUAUUUCUUCGAUCCGCAUAUAUAUAUGUAUAUAUAUAUAUUUUGGUGCGAUGUAAUUAUAAGAUUUAUAUAUGUAAAUUUUGUAUUGACGCGUUCCGUUUCGCGCACGCGAAACGUCAUUAGUCGGACUUUUAAUCACGUGCAGUACAUUGAUAUUGCAAUGUUGCCAGUUAGGAAAAAUAGUGUUGUGCAAUAGUGAUCAUUUAAACGACUCAAAGUCAAAGGUCGGUCUACAGCGAAUAUUAGAAAUAAAAGGCGUACGCGAAUACUGCGCAGCCUUUGACGGAAUUAUUAUUAUUUAUUUAAAUAAACCACUAAAUAUCACAAUUAUUUUUUGACCAGUUGUUAAAAACAACGGAUUGAUCACAAAGUGAAAGGUUUUUUUUUUCUUCGAACUACUGUUCAGGACUGGGGAAGUAUUUUUGCGGAUGUCAGUGUACCGCGUUGGAAGUCCGGCCGUAGUGUGUGUAUAUUUUGUACCGCAAGUGUUCACCGCAUGGCGAGGUGACGUGUAUGAGAAUUAUAAGCGAAUACGUCCAUAAUCGAUGUAUUUUAUGAUGGUUUGGGUAAUUUAACAAUAAUAUUAAGGGGGUAUAUAAACUAACAUAUCUUACGAAAAGUUAGAUUUAUUAUUAUUUUUCUACAUUCCAAUAGUUGUAAGUAUGCAUAAUCAACCGUUUUAUAUAUAAAUAUAAUUAGCUAUAAGUUUCUAAUGUCUUUAUAAGAUUACAAGGAGAUUAUAAUGACGUUCGCGUAAGUGGAAUCCCAUAUUUCAGUAGCUGUAUAGGUUUUUUUUUUGUAGCAUUUACAAUAUGUUUAUUACCAAAUUUUUUUUAUACCAAUGUUCUUACAUUAGUGUACGUAAUGAAAGGUGCAGCUAGGAGUACCGUUACGUAACCGGAGCGCUAUUUACGCUCGAACCGCUUGUAGAGCUCGGCAAGCGAGUAAUGCACAAGCGUUCUCAUACUCUCUCUCUGUCUCUAUAUAUAUAUAUAUAUGUAUAUAUGUAUGUAUAUAUGUAUAUAUAUAUAUAUAUAUAUAUAUAUAUAUAUAUAUAUAUAUAUAUAUAUAUAUAUAUAUAUAUAGUUGUUCGGUCUAAAUACUCAACAUUUGUGGCCAAAUAGAAUAUAUGUCAUGUCUCUAGCGUUUAUUGUAUUACUUGCUAGGCUCGUGGCUAUAGUUUUUUUAUCUUGGGUCGACGGCGCGCGUCUCCAUGUCCCAAUCGCAGGUUGGCCUAGUGUUGUUUGUUGUUCUAGAAUGUAAACCGUGGUAUAUAGUAUAAGUGUUGCCCACAGUGGGAUUCGUGCGCCGGUCCACUUGCACGGUGGAUACAUACUGUGUACAAUUUAUACGUGUCUUAUGAUUACAAAUGAUACAUUCCAUUCUAUUAAGACAUUCCAUGUUUCGAACAAAAAGUAUUUCUUAGAGAAUUGUGCUCAAAUUUAUUUUUUUCUUUAUAUUUAUUAAGUAUAUACAACCAUGACAUUGUUAGGUAUUAAUGUUGUAAUGUUAGUUUAUAAGUAUGUAUUGUAUAGAGGGCCUUUUUUUUUUUUCUAUUUUUGCGACUUGACGAACGUUGUCUCGGCAAUGUAAACAGGUGCGUCUAGGUGAACGGUAUUCGUGUGUAUUAAGGUGUCGUUGCACGCAUUACUUGAGUAUAUCAAACGUUGCAUGGAUACUUCGUUUGUAUAAAACUCAUAGCCCUGAGCAUUUUACAGUUUAUUGUAUUUAUAUAAAAUUUUACCCAAUGUUCUCCCAGUAAAAUACAAUCGAAUUGUAUUCAUCUAUAUAUUUUUUUUUUAAUUUGGCAAUCAUUCUCCAGUUUUUUUUUUAAUUUAUUUUACAAUAUAGCUUAAAGCAUUUUUUUUUUGUUAUAUUUAUUUUCGAAUAUACUCAGUCAGGGAGUUUUAUACAAGUGAAUUUUAAAUGAGCGUAAUUUUGUCUUAAUAGUUUUUAUAUCAGGACUUUUGUAUACAUAUUUACAAUUUUUUUUUCUAUUGUAAUUUAUUCUCUUUUUUGUAUGGUAUUUUUUUUUGUUAGUUUUUUUUUUUUUCAAAUCAUCCGUUUGCAUACGAGGUAUUUAAGUUUGUUCUGCAUAAUAUAUUUUUUAAAUAGCCCCUCUGAGGAUCGUCGGCAUAUUUGUCCCCGGAUGAUGUUGAUUGUCAUCUAACGUACAAUAUAUAUAUUUUUUUUCUUAUUAAUUAUCCACAAUAACCAUUAUAUAGUAUAUAACGAAUCAUAAUAAUAUACAUGUUUAAUAUAAUGUAAUUUAUCUCUGUCUAAGAGGAAUAGUGGUCCGUCCACUAGGUUUUAAUGAUGACACGACCGCCAGAGGGCGUCACUUUAGUUUGUAGUAAAAAUUAUGGGGUUAGUUUUGGUUUAAUUUUUAAUGUAAUAAAGAUAAGAUUGAAAAGGAGAUCAGUGGAUCCCUUUGUGGAGAUCGAGACGGUCGUAGUAUAUCACCAGUUGCUAGUAUUUAUGGACUGUUCUAUCUCUGUGCUCGCUCGGGUCCGUGUGGUCGCAGGUGGAAGUUGUUAUAAAUUAAUAAAAAAAAAAAUGUACAAAUCACAGGAUCAUAUUUAUUUCCACAGUUAAUUAAACGGAACAGAUAAUAUUGGACAAUAAUCCAUGAUUAAUACAAAAACUUUUUCAUAGGAAGCUAUUUCUCUAUUUUAUUUCGUCAUAUUUCAAGUUUCCUCUUAUUUCGGUCUUCGUGGUGUAGUUGUUUAACACACCGCUUCAUAUUACGUUGGUAGCGAGUUCAAUCCCUCGACAAUAUAAACAUUCAUAUCCAUACAAAUAUAUAUUUGUGUUUAGGUAAUUAGCUUUGGAUAUUUUAUAUAAUUAAUUAGUAUAUAUUUACAAAAAAAAAAUAAAGUAUUUAAACACGUCUACUAGUUGUAAAAAUAGUAUAAAUUCACUUUGUUUGCAACUAGAUGGCGUUGUUAUUACCCAGUCCAUAUGCCCAGUGGUAUUUAUUUAUUUUGCUAAUGUAAUGUGCUUUGAACCCUGUUUAUUACUUGUCACAGCCUAGAAUUGAAAAGAAGUGUUAGUAUGAUAAAGGAUCAAUAUGUUUUAAUGGAUUAGGUAUUGUUUAUUUAUUUAUUUAUAGCAACACCAACAGCAUAUUGUAUUAUAACACAUAUAAGAAACAUUAAAUAUGCAUAUGCCUAUUAGAAGUAUUCACAGCAUUUACUCUAACAUAAUUAUACAGUAUGAAAGGAAAUUAAAUAUAUAAAGCAAUUAACUAAAUAUUAGAUUACAAAUAUUUUAAAUAUUUCAUUAUUUUUUAUGGAAAUAUGUAUAUAAUAUAACCGGAGUUGUGACUAAUAUCAGUAAAUGAAUUAAAUUGACAAGUAUUAUUAAUAUAUAUUUAUUAUUAUAAUUAAAGUUUAUUAUUAUUAUUAUUAUUAGAUUAUUCUACAAAAUGUUUUAACAAUUUAUUCCUGUAGGAAGACAGACUAUCACGUGUCAGGUAAUUUAGUAUUAAUAUCAUUGUAUAAAGUACGAAUCCAUUUCGUUGUAUAUUGUUUUACGCAGGUCUAUACCACUGGUUAGUCGAUUGAAAUUGAUUUUGUUUAAAUGCGUAGACUGAAUGACAGCGUUUGGUGAUUAAUAGAGGGGGUCGUAGUCUCUUCUAAUGGUAUAAUGUUGGCAGUCCUACGCACAGUUAUGGUAGAUUAGAAGCUACUGUCACGUUGACCAAACGGUUUAUUGCCUUGGUAAGUUUAUUAGAAUUAUUCGGUUUAAUACCGCUAACAUUACUGCUCAUACGACCGCCAUCAUUAUACCAUUAGAAGAGACGAUACGACACUCUCUAUUAGUCAUUAAAGGCUGAACAGUCUACGAAUUAAAAAAAAAAAUCAAUCAACAAACCAGUGAUAUGGACUACCGUAAAACAAUAUACAAUGAAAUGGAUUCGUACUUUACUAAAUAUACAAUUGGGACUUAAUGCGACGUAAAACCUUUGCAGGUGUACUAUUGUACCUACAGUUUCUUUAUUGCCGACGUUUCGACGUCGAUUGCAUUACGUCGUGCUCGUCCUGGUCACGUGGUCAGGACGUGGUGGUGUCCAUCUUGGUGCCUUUUCAUUGCGUAAAGUUCCGAUUGUGUAUUUAAAAUAUGUGCAAACAAUGCGAAAGUUUAAAAUUAAUAACAAAUUCAGUAAAAUAUUUAUCAUUCUACCAUUUCUUUUCAACUAUAAGGUGUGGUAAGAUGUAUCUUGUGGUUAAAAGGCACAGCAUUGGUGUAUUGUUGAUAGGGAGUUAUCAUCACAUUCAGUGUAUUUCUAAAGUAAGUCUAUCAGCGUCGUGUUGGUUCAGGAUUGUUAAGAGUCAGGUUCAGAGAAACGGGGAUCACCGUUAAAGUCUAUGUAUGUAUGGUAUAAUAUUGCCGUGUAAUUAACGACUUGUGUAAACUCUGAUGUAUUGUUACAAAAUAUUAUAGUUAACUGAGUAUUAUAUGAAACUAGUGACAUUUAUUGAACUUAUCUAAGACUGUAUCGUAUAUAUAUAUAUAAUUAAUGUCUAAAAAUACCGGUAAAAUCCUUAGCCCGUGUCUAAAUUAGUUAAGUAAAAAAUAGCUAAAAGCAAACACGCCAAUCAAUCAUUAUACAUUACAAUAGGAAUUCGAUUCUUUAUUGAAAAUAUAAGACAUCCGGUAUAAGGUUACGAGCUGUGAAGUUAAUUUACAUAUUUUUUUUUUCAGAGACGUUUAAUACAAAAUAAUUUUCGUGACGUAACAAUUUGACAAGUAUGCAAUCGUAAAUCGAUUUAAUCGGUUUGACGUAAUCCAUCCGCCGCAAUGUUUUAAAAUAGGAUAUUUCAAUUGAAAUUUAAUAUAAUUUAUAUUUUCUCUAUUAAUUCGGAAUAUUGUUUAUAACUAUUAAUCACUCUUUACCAACGUGUAGUGUAGACAACCUAUAGGUUUCUAUGCUUGCCACAUUUGGUAAAAACGAACAGUGUAUAAAUACUUAAAUAAAUAAAUGUUUUUACAAUAAUUUGACAUUAAAUAUUAUAUGAUUUAAUUAUUACAUUCUUAUUUAAUUUAUUAUUCAAUGACUAAAUUCCAUAUACACAAUAAGAUUGUUGACCACUAGCGCUAGGAGUACACAGAACGUAUAUGAAAUAAUGAAUAAUAUACUCAAGUGAACUCAAUAAAUGCUUUAAUUUUAUGUUGUAAUUAGAUGUGCCGUCAAGUCGUCGGAUCUGUCUUUUCUAUUAAAUCAUCAUCAUCAUCAUUAAGAUGUAUACAUACAUUAUACACAUAUAUAUAUAUAUAUAUAUAUUUCCCAGAAUGAUACGUUCCGUUUUCACAACUAGUUCACGUGACGACAGUUACCAAAAAAGUGUUGCGAAAAUGGAUUCGAUAGAGAUUUUUCAGUGCUAUCUUAAAUAUAAAUAUGUAUGUAUUAACGUUGACUGUCUCCCUUUAGUAUUUAUAUAUUAAUUAAUAUAAAAUUGAAAUGCGAUGAAAAAGACUUAGAUAGUUUUUUUUUAUACGUUCGUCUCCGACUCUUGUCGGAGCUCUAUCGUCGAAUUUAUAUUUAGAACGUUUUUUUUUUAUAAGAAAAUGUGUAAUGUUGACAAUAGAUUGUCAUAUUGGCCAGUAUUCUAAAUAAGGGUCGAGAACAGAACUGGGAUAUUUGCAAUUCGUACAUGCAACAAAUUCGUACAAUUGAAAUGUAAAUUUGAAAAAUAAAAACUGAUUUACUGAGAAGUAACUUUAAUAGACAAUUUAUUUAGGAUGGGAAUACUUAACAUAGGUUCUCCAUUCUUAAAUAGUAUCCGAGAUAACUUAUAUAUAGAAGAUAAAAAAAUCAAAGGUAGUCUGAAGGAGAUUGCUUAGCAAUAAGUCUUGUCUCUUGUAAUAUACUAUACUUAUUGAAAAUCCUUCAACAAUUCAAGUAACAUUUAUAAUAAUAAUAAUAAUACUUUAUUAUGCAGACUACAAUGCGGUCCAAUUUUGUUAGUAACAAUUUUCUUACAAACUAUGUUAGAUUUAUGCAGUAAAGUGUUAAAUAAAUAAAGGGAAUCCAAGUACGAAUGAUUAAAUAAUAAAUAUAAACAAAAUAAACCCUGUUCUCGACCUUAACCUUAACUUGCAGUGAUAGUAAUACGUCCCAAUGAGAUGGAAUCUCAACAACAUAAGGCUGCUAUAUUAAUGUGUAAUAUUUAACCAACGAGCGUUAUCUGUAGCCGGAAUUAGUAAAUGUAAUAAUUGUUAGGUACCGUUAGUCGCAAGAAGUUUAAAAUUAAAUGGAGACAGCGCAGUAUGACAUUAAAAUUGGCGCCAAUAACAUUUGACAUUGACAUUGGAAAACGUCAAACUUCUCUGUCUUAGCAAUACUGUUGAGUGUAAACAAGAUAGAGGAUAAUUAGCCUUUAUUUGGCACUUCUUUCUAUUAAACUGUUGAACAACGGUACAGUAUGUUUAGCUUGGUUACAGAUAUAAUAGUGUGUAAGCAUUUAAAUUUUUUGGCAGUAAUUUUAUGUUCACUGUAACAUCUCUAUUUGAUGAUAAACUUGAGCGAUGUGUAAAAAUGUUGCUUGUAAAGGGUCUAGGAAACAAUGGGGCCGAUUCUGAAGAGCUAUUUCUCUAAACAUAGUAAUUAAAAAUUAAUAUUUAUGACUUUAUUAGAAAUUUAUUUUGACACCGGUCCUUACAAUAACGAUUUCACUUUAAGAUCAAAUUGAUUUUUUAGAGUUUGGUAAAAAAAAAUGGUUUCAUAAAAUCUACUCUAAUGUAAUUGCUUCUAAGGCGCCAUUCUCUGAAUAUUUCUCAAAAAUUUAUUUAAAAAUUUAGUGGAACUAUUAGAUUAAAAAAGAAAAAAAGCAUCGAAAGGUAAAUUUCAAAUAGUUUAACUCUAUUAUAAAUUAAUCCUCUUAUUUGUAAAAAUAAACUAAAAGCUCCCACAAAUCUAUUUUUAUUAAUGGUACUUUGUCAUUUUCUAUCAAUUUGAGAAUCUUGCGCUUAAAAGAUGAAUACAAUUCUUUAAAUUAAAAAGGCUUAUGUCUGCAUAAGAGGUUUAGUUUUUGUUGCUCAAUGAAAUAAUUAUUUGUCAAUAAUAUUAAUUUUAGUUGUAGAGAGAGAGAGAAAGAGAGAGAGAGAGAGAAAGAGAGAGAGAGAAAGAGAGAGAGAUAGACAUAGAGAGAGAUAGAGUCAGAGAGAAAGAGAGAGAAAGAGAGAUAGAGAGAGAGAUAGAGAUAGAGAGAGAUAGAGUCAGAGAGAGAGAGAGAGAAAGAGAGAUAGAGAGAGAGAGAUAGAGAGAGAGAGAUAGAGAGAGAAAGAGAGAGAUAGAGAAAGAGAGAGAUAGAGAGAGAUAGUCAGAGAGAGAGAAAGAGAGAUAGAGAGAGAUAGAGAGAGAUAGAGAGAGAUAGAGAAAGAGAGAGAUAGAGAGAGAGAGAGAUAGCUUCGGAAUCGACCCCAAUGUGAUAGCGAUGAGAGUUGCGUGAAGAACACCUUUUUUUCCUGGAUAUUACAUAUUUUCGUAAUGAUAUAAUUAUAAAAAUACGUUUUAUUUUUAUAAAUAAUAUUUUUGACACGACCUCUACGGAUGGUAGAAAAAUUAUAGAAGAUUGCUCUUAUUUAUAAAAAAAAUUAAACGUCUUAUAAACCUAUUUUGUCUGUUUCUUUUAUGUUAAAUUUCCAAUUUGAAAGAAUGUGACAAAACAAUAGAAUAGCUAAAAUAGGUUUGUAGAUUUUAGUUUUUUUUUUUAAUAACAGGGUUAAAGUCGUGAAACGAAAAUUAAAUCGAUUUGGUUUAAACUUGAUAGGCUUCAAGCCUAUUUACCAUAUCCAUGUGCGUACUCGUAUACUACAAGUAAAAAUGGAUUAGAAUUAUCACAGAAUAACCUAUAAAUAAAUAGCGAAGUAUUGUACAAAAUAUGACAGCCAUAAUAUUUUCAUUGAACUUCAUACAUAAUAUUUAGUUUGACCAUAAGAAUAAAUAAACGAGGUAAGAGUUAUUCAUGUACUUUUCUUUGUAAAUACCAUAGUAGUGCCAAAUAUAAUUUUCGUCCCUUCCAAAAUUGUAAGGGUUAUAAAUUAAUUCUCAUUUAACUAAUUAAUUUUACAAUUUUUGAUGUUUACGCUACACACGUGCGUGUGAGUGAGAUACACGCUCUCAAUGUAGUCUCUACUCCUUGCAGGCCCUGACUGGUUUAGCUCUUAAACAGAAGGGGGCCAUCAGCGUCCCAAUACAGUUAUUGUUAUUUAUUUCAAUGGAGUGUAAAUUUUACCUGAUGAUUUAUUCUUAUGGUUUCAUGUGAUAAAAUACUCUUAACAUGUCGUAGUUUGCGCAUACUUUUACAUGUAUUUGUAUUUACAUUCAUACAGUUCUUUAAGCCAGUUUCAUCGUUUGUAGCUUUUUGUAUUGUAUGAACAUACCGUAGUCGAUGCUAGGGGUUGGAACAUGUAAAUUCAACUAGAAUCAAAUGUUACUUAAUUAGUACCUAAAUAUUUAAUAUUGCAGUUCUAAAAAUUCCAAAUUUGAAUUUUAAAAAAUAAACAAAUGAAACCCGCACUUUGUAGCGUCUAAUACACUUUGUGAGUCUCCAAACCGUUCGUCCAAAUACGAUCAAUAGAUUAUCAAUCUUAUACAAUGAUAUUACAGUUGAUUUUUCAGAAUAAAUAUUGUGUGAGUAUUUUUAUUUGAAAUAUUUCCAAACCAUACGAGUGGUAGUUAGAUAGUCAAUUAGCCCCUUAUUUAUAUUUAUAUCCAACGUCUCGUAAACCUAUAUGAGCCAAUGGGCUAUUAAAGUGUCAAAAUUUUUCGAAUCAUCAACUUUUACAAAAUACUCAAAUUUUUUAUUACACGUAAUGUAACAAAUUUUUGAAAGUAUUCUAUACUAUACUUGUGGAAGAAACUGCUCAGAAAUAAUAUUGAUUAUUGGUUAAAAUCAACGUGAAUAAUCAUAAAAAUAAAUAAGUUGGGCAGAAGCGACACUCAUAUAAUUUUGCCUCCAAAAUGUAUUGACUUCAGAACCCGCUUAUAAAUAUAUCUUUCUUUCUUAGGGAAGAUUGCCAUUUAAUAUUUUUUCUAUAUGAAGCAACUCGCGACACGCGUGCGAGUGGGACGUACGAUGUUGCUGUUACAGCUUUAAUCACAGCAAGGUCUGCGGCUGCUAAUGGAUUUAUACUGGAUCCAUUGCUCCUCCAUCCAAAGGCUGCCUGUAAGGGAUCGCUUCCAGUCUUAAGGCCCUUUCGUUUUCCCAUUACGAUUGUUUCUUGUAAUUGUUUACUACUGUAAUCUUUUGGAGGAAACUAGGAAGGCUUCUGUCUGAUUAUUUAUUUUUAUGCCAUAACUAAAGGUGCUCGAGCAGCCAUAAUCCUGGCUUAUAGACCAAGUGUACCAUACGGAUCGAUAUAUUAUUUUAUAUACUCAUUUCUGUAUAGUUGAGUUUUUAAACGGUCUUCGGUGUGCGUGACGGCCUGUAGUGCUUCUCUCUCGUCUGUUUAUUGAUAGACAGAGACGUAUAUAUCAGUGUCCGUCCACCGCACCGCCCGUUAAUUUGGAUUUUGAUUAAAUAGGAGAUUAAUAAGUUUGUGAACGUAAUCACUGCAAUUUUCGAGUGUCUAAUUUAGUUUUUUUUUUUGGUGUAAUUUUGGAAAUACGCAUUUCUUUUUUUUUAUUUACAACGAAUUAUCGGUUACCCUAUUGCAUAUUUAUUUAUGUAAACUCUAUAAUGCUCUCUACAUUGUGAUCAUACAGUGGUAUGUUAUAUUUAAGACAUAUUAUUUAUACGUACGAAGUGUACUCUUUAAGUUUUAAAUAGUGAUCUAGUUUGCCUGUGUAAUGUAAUGUUCAAUUUAGAUGUCAAAUUAUGUAAAUUUUCUAAGAACAGUGUUGAAAUGUAAAAAUAAUUAAAAGUGUUUGUCAUACGGUCAGCAUGAAAAGUCGAUGUUACACAUUAUAGUUUUCAAAACACAGUUGAUUACUUAUUUAAGUGCAUAUAUUCAGCUAAUAUUUUUUUUUACAAUGCCCAUGUAAUUUUGGUGCUAAUCCUGUUUAGCGAAUUGCAUAUUCAAUGGAUUUAGAAGGGAUUUUAGAAAUAAGAGUACAUUUAUUUUUCGUGUUGACUGUACCUGCUUUAAUGUAUAGGGAGUCAUUGUUGCAACUGUCACGAUAAGAAUUGAUUCAAAUACAAGCGUCAUUACGAACGAUACAAUGGUAAAGCAUAAAAACAUGGGUCGAUUCUGAGGUGUCAUUCUUUUAAACGUAUCUCUAAAAUUAAUAUUUCUAUUUGAUAUAACAGCGACAUCUGUUUUCUAAGGACCGGUAUGAACUAAAUUUUUAAUAGACUUAACUUUAUUGUAAAUUUAUUUUAAAAUUGUCCAUAAAACAGAAGUUUCGCGAAACUAGCACCUUGAAAUAUUAGAUUAUGGGGAUACGUUUAGGUAAAUGGCGUCUGAGUAGCGACCCCCUUGUGCAGGCAAGACCGAUAUCUUAAAGGAAAAUGUAUUUAUAUUAACACGUUAAUAAAAUAUCAAAAUGGCCGUUCAUUUUGUAUGAAGCUUGUCAACGAUGAUGUUAUUUGUCCUUUUGACCUCUCCAAUUGGAUUUAUCCGAACCUAUGUUUGUUUGCCUCUAUUUAUUCAGCUUUCUACUACAUACAUAUUACAUAUAAUAUACAAAACUUUACGAAAUUUUAAUAUCAUAGUUAUAUAGUCAGAGAUUUUUAAAAACAAUGUGCACUAUAGUUUUUUUUUUAAAUUUGUUUAGUGAAAAUGUUAAAAGGUCAAACACAACAAAAACAGGUUAAUGCUACCUGUUUGGAAAUACUUACCGCUUUGUCACUUCUGUCCUGUUUAUAUGGGGGAUAGGUUUUGCACAUAGUGUGAAACCACAAAACACAAGAGGAUCGAGGUACACUUACAGCGCUAGUGUUUCCGAACUGGCCCUCUGGACAAAUGGCGAGCGAAUUCGUCGAUGGAAUCGACGUCGCUAGCGACUCCGUGAGUUGGAAUGAGACGUCCGACAUUGCUGUCUUAUUCUAUCCCGCGGACUCGCUAGCGAUGUUGAUUCCAUCGAUGAAUUCGCUUGUCCCUUGUCUAGAGGGCUUGGACGGUAAAUUAAGUGAUAGAAUUAGUAAAAUUUAUAAUCAUAGGCGUAUUUAGACGGAUGGGAGGGCGGUUGGGUUAUGCCCACUCUGGAAUUGUCUAAUGCCCACCACAAGGUGCAGACAAAGCUUUGUUAAGACUUGUCUGAGAGUAUAUACGCGCUUUUUUUUAAGGGGCCACGCCUACCGUGGGAUAUCUUAAUACGCCUAUGUUUAUAAGGUCAGUAUAUUUUUAAAUUAAGGGCCUCAACAUAUGAUUUCACAGUUACACAUAUUGUCUGUCGCUGUACACCUCUUUACAUUAUAACAGGGCAAACUGUCACGUCUCGAAUGUUCGAAUUGUUAUAAAAAACAUUCGUACUGUACUGAUUUCCACUUUUUUCUAACUUCAAUCUCUCGAUUGUACUCAUUGUAUUUCUCUUUAUAUAUAUUUUUUUUAUAUUAGCUUUACAUGAAAUAAAUUAUAAUUUUGUA